AAGGACAUCUAAAGUCUAAACAAACCAUUUUAGCUCCGUAGUAUUUUGUAUUGGUAACUUAAAAAAGAAGCACUUGCAUAAUUGCAUUGCACGGUAAGAAAACACAACACCGCCACCAACUAUGUCCGACACCACAGCAGACGAAUCACCUUCCGCCGGAGCAAUUUCUGACGCCGGCGAAACUCAACAACCAGCUCCGGCAGAAAAUCUCUCUGAAAAAAUGGAGAAAAUGAACAUCUCAAGUUCAUCCUUCAGCAUUUGGCCACCUACUCAACGCACAAGAGAUGCGGUGAUCAACCGUCUCAUCGAGACACUUUCUACACCUUCCGUUCUCUCUAAGCGCUACGGAUCGAUGCCUCUCGAUGAAGCUUCUUCCACCGCUAAAGCCAUUGAAGAGGAGGCCUACACCUUCGCUGCUGCUGCUGCUUCAUCUGCUUCUUCUGCUGCUUCUGCUUCCUCCAUUGAUGAAGGAAUCGAGAUUCUUCAGGUUUAUUCUAAAGAAAUCAGCAAACGGAUGCUUGAUGCUGUCAAAUCUAAGGCUGUUCAACCUCCAAUUGAUGUUUCUGUUGCUCCGGAAUCUGAUCGUGCUACUGUUGCAACAAGUGAGGAUGUUUCUUCUUCCGUUGAUAAUGAAUCUUCGUCUUAGGGUUUUUUUUUUCUUGAUUGCUGGUUUAAUUAACUCCGGAUUUGGUUGUGUUAUUACCAAUUAUUACUAUUAUCUACAUUCUAUGUGUUGUUACUUGUUAGGAGUAUUCUAGAUUUAUGCCGUAUGCUGUGCCUUUUUGUGCAGCGUAGUGAUCUUGACUUGAAUUUUGAGGAGUAUUUGGUCUUGUUAUAAUUUGAGUAUAUCUUCAUGCUCCUAUAUGGUAAAAUCAUUAUGAAAAUCUA
This is a messenger RNA of Beta vulgaris subsp. vulgaris (sugar beet), 888 nucleotides long. Its product is annotated as MFP1 attachment factor 1. Gene Ontology annotation, biological process: lateral root development; mitotic cell cycle. Bases 122 to 646 code for a protein of 174 amino acids. The record is from RefSeq and is a predicted model, not a curated record. Lineage: Eukaryota; Viridiplantae; Streptophyta; Magnoliopsida; Caryophyllales; Amaranthaceae. The transcript has a single exon.